AUGCUCUGGCCACAUAUUCCCAUCUGGACAUUUACAGUUAUUCUCCCUCUAUUCAUCCAGCGUCCUGCGGUCUCCCUGCUGCAGUGUGUGAGAGCGAGCCCUCUGCGCAUGCGCGCUCCGCCCAACACGCCAACUACCCCAAACUGGCAGAAAUUGGGACUGUGCAAGAAAUAUGAUCCGCUUGUGUGCAUUUUGAUUUUCCAGAGCCAAACUGCUUCUCCGUCUUGCCCCACGUGUCUCAUCCUGACCCCGACCAGAGAGCUGGCCAUCCAGAUAGAGAAGCAGAGGAAAGAGCUGGUGAUGGGCCUGCCCAACAUGACAACUGCUCUUCUGGUGGGGGGCAUGCCUUUACCCCCUCAGCUGCAUCGACUCAAGCAGAACAUCAAGAUAGUAAUAGCCACUCCAGGACACCCUAAGGCUGUACAGCUGGAUAAUGUCAGGGCCGUUGUGGUUGAUGAGGUAUUAAUUGAUUGUUAUUUAUUUAUUGUGUUUAUUUAUUGUAUACUUGAGGUUUUGGAGCAGGUCCCUGAAGAGCAUCAGACGCUGCUGACGUCAGCCACCAUUCCCACAGGAACAGAGCAGCUAGCGGCCUGUCUCACCCGUGACCCCGUGAGCAUUACCAUCGGUCAGAAGAACCAACCCUGCGCCAGCGUCCGUCAGAUAGUCCUCUGGGUGGAGGAGCCAUCAAAGAAAAAGAAGCUUUCUGAGAUCUUAAAUGACAGAAAGCUCUACCAGCCACCGGUGGUUGUGUUUGUGGACUGUAAGCUUGGGGCUGAUUUGUUGUGUGAAGCUGUGCAAAAGGUCAUGGGAUUAAACACAGUCGCUAUUCACUCCGACAAGAUGCAGUGGGAACGCAACAAAAUUGUAAAGGGUCUACUCGAGGGCCAGUUUGAGGUGGUGGUCAGCACUGGGAUUCUCGGUAGAGGACUGGACCUGGUCAAUGUUAAGCUCGUAGUGAACUUUGACAUGCCAGCUAACAUGGAUGAAUAUGUCCAUCAGAUCGGUCGAGCAGGUCGACUGGGCCACAGAGGCACCGCCAUCACCUUCAUGAAUAACAACAACAAGCGGCUGUUUCUGGACAUCGUGAACAGAGUGAAACCCACGGGCUCCAUCCUGCCGCCACAGCUCCUCAACUCCCCACAUCUGCACGAACAGCAGAGGAGAGCCAAACAGAGGAGCAGCCGGGCAGAGGACGUCCUCGUAUCCAAGAGCAACCUCAUCGACAUCAUCAGGAAGCAUGACAAAAGAUCUGCCAAGAAAUAACAAGCAAAGGUUUUUAUUGGGAAAUGUUUUGCUGCUGCUUUUGUAAUUUGUAUUUUCAAUAAAUGCUACAAGUGAAUGAA
Messenger RNA from Cyprinus carpio (common carp), 1343 nucleotides. RefSeq names its product DEAD (Asp-Glu-Ala-Asp) box polypeptide 59 (gene ddx59). Gene Ontology annotation, molecular function: ATP binding; RNA helicase activity; RNA binding. The record is from RefSeq and is a predicted model, not a curated record. Lineage: Eukaryota; Metazoa; Chordata; Actinopteri; Cypriniformes; Cyprinidae.